Mustela lutreola (European mink) is the source of this 1106-nucleotide messenger RNA. RefSeq names its product serpin B6-like. Gene Ontology annotation, molecular function: serine-type endopeptidase inhibitor activity. Gene Ontology annotation, cellular component: cytoplasm. Gene Ontology annotation, biological process: negative regulation of endopeptidase activity. The record is from RefSeq and is a predicted model, not a curated record. Lineage: Eukaryota; Metazoa; Chordata; Mammalia; Carnivora; Mustelidae.
AUGGAAUAUGUCAAAAGGGUUUUAGAAAAGGGUGUUUACAGGAUUUGGAGGACUAGAAGAGGUCAUAUAUUGUCCAGGACCAAUGCACAGUACUUGUUUAGAACUGCCAACAGCCUCUUUGGAGACAAGUCUCAUGAAUUCCUCUUGUCUUUCAAAAACUCCUGCCUCAAGUUCUACCAAGCUGAGAUGGAAGAGCUCGACUUUCAUACCGCUGCGGAAGAGACCAGGGCACACAUCAACACCUGGGUGGCUGAAAAGACGGAAGGACAGAUUACAGAGUUGCUGUCUCUGGGUUCAGUGGAUUCAAUGACUAAUCUGAUUCUGGUGAAUGCCAUCUAUUUCAAAAGAUACUGGGAUAAUCAGUUUAACAAAACACAGACCAUGGAAAGACCAUUUAAAGUCAGCAAGAAUGAGGAGAAACCUGUGAAGAUGAUGUUUAAAAAAUCUACCUUUCAAAUGGCCUAUAUAGAGGAAAUAUUCACCAAAAUUCUGGUGCUCUCCUUUGUGGGCAAAGAGCUGAACAUGAUCAUCAUGCUUCUAGAUGAAAACCCGGAUUUGAGGAUGGUGGAGAAAGAACUCACUUAUGAGAAAUUUGCAGAGUGGAUGAGGCCAGACAUGCUGGACGAAGAAGAGGUGGACGUUUUCCUCCCUAGAUUUAAAUUGGAGGAGGAUUACGACAAGAAGAAUGUCCUUUGCUCUCUGGGCAUGACCGAUGCCUUUGAGCAGGCCAAGGCAGACUUCUCUGGGAUGUCGUCCAGGAAAGACCCGUAUCUGUCCAGGGUGGUGCACAAGGCCUUAAUGGAGGUGAACAAGGAAGGCACAGAGGCUGCGGCGGCCACAGCGGCCAUCACGAUGUUGCGGUGUGCAAGAAUCAUGCCCCGGUUCUGCGCCGACCACCUCCUCUUCUUUAUCCAACACAGCAAGACCAACAGCAUCCUGUUCUGUGGCCGCUUCUCCUCCCGGUAAGGACAUAAUCAGUCCCAAAUGGCGUCCUCUUCCUUUCCCUGCUGGCCUGCUUUUCCUGACUCUUCACAAUGUGCCUACUAUGCAAAGUGACCUUGGGUGACAAUCCAAAAAUAAAAGGCCCGAUUUUGGGAAAAACAAAA